Messenger RNA from Tuber melanosporum (Perigord truffle), 4516 nucleotides. RefSeq lists its product as uncharacterized. Gene Ontology annotation, biological process: mitotic chromosome condensation. Gene Ontology annotation, cellular component: chromosome. Gene Ontology annotation, molecular function: protein binding; ATP hydrolysis activity; ATP binding. Lineage: Eukaryota; Fungi; Ascomycota; Pezizomycetes; Pezizales; Tuberaceae. The transcript is spliced from 6 exons. The record is from RefSeq and is a predicted model, not a curated record. Bases 68 to 4516 code for a protein of 1482 amino acids.
AACCAUCAACCCUCAAUUUUAGACAAUCUAAUACCCUAGGUCAACAUCUUAUAUUUGCGGCGACUCAAUGUCGUCAGUAACCCCUGCCAGACCUUCUAGGCGGGCAGCCGCCUCACGACGUACGAAAAAGGUUGUCGAAUCCUCAGAGUCAGAGGCGGAAUUGGAAGCUCCAGCAAUAGAAGAGGGAGAUUAUGAGGAAGCCGAAGAGGGAGAAGAUGAGGAUGAAACACCGCCCCCCCGCCCAACACCUCGCCGUAAGUCAAGGAGAAUCACUAGUGCACCAGCUCCCGCAGUUGCACCACCGAGAACUGCCAGAACUCGGCGUACACGGUCUGGGGCAGAGCCAGAAGCUCCCCCGUCCAUUGCUCCUAAACCUCGAGCAACUCGUACAUCAAGGAAAAAAGCCCCACUUAAAUUAAAGACUCCAGAGAUAGAGGAGGAUUUGGAUAGGAGGGAUGUCUUAGGUAAAGAACAAGUGCCUGGGAAGGGGGAUGCUCUUGAACAAGAAGAUACGCCCAUGGGAGAAGGUGCCGAGGAAGACCCUAUUGUCCAGAAGCAAACGCCUCGGCCAUCUGCGACACCCGCACGUCUGCUUCCACAAGCCCUUGGACCUACUGGGCAGCUUCGCACACCCUCCCCAACACCAUCUGGUCGACCGACACCAGCGGUAGCACCACCAUCGGAACAGCCACAACCGGAAGCGGCACCAACUACUCCUAUUAAGCCUCUUGAAGGAAUGGUGACAUCGUCGAUGGCCGGAGGGGAUGCAGUUACCCCACGACCUACGUCUUCCUAUUCAAAUAGCUCGCAAAAUCCUCCAGUCAUUGUGAAGUCCAGGGCAAAUGCUCUUUUCCAACAACAGCAGUUGGAACAAGAACAGGGACCUAGGCCUCGGCUGGUUAUUACUCACUUAGUGUUAAUGAACUUCAAGUCGUAUGCUGGCAGACAGGAAGUUGGACCUUUCCAUGCUUCAUUUUCGUCCGUUGUCGGGCCAAAUGGUUCGGGAAAGUCUAAUGUCAUCGACUCUCUUCUAUUCGUCUUUGGAUUCCGCGCAAGUAAGAUGCGACAAGGCAAGGUUUCGGCCUUGAUUCACAACUCGGCUGCUUUCCCGAACCUUGAUUACUGCGAAGUCGAAGUCCACUUCCAAGAAGUCCUUGAUGCGGCUGGCGGUGGGCAUGAGGUGGUUCCAGAUUCAAAGUUGGUUGUUUCGCGUCGAGCCUUCAAGAACAACUCUAGCAAAUAUUACAUCAAUGGCGGAACGAGUGAUUAUACCCAGGUUACGACUCUCCUUCGCGGCCGUGGAAUCGAUCUUGACCACAAGCGAUUCCUUAUUCUCCAGGGCGAAGUUGAGAGUAUUGCUCAAAUGAAGCCUAAGGCUCAGCACGACAGUGACGAUGGUUUGCUAGAAUAUCUAGAAGAUAUCAUCGGCACAAGUAAAUAUAAACAACCUAUUGAGGAGUCUGCCACCCAAGUCGAGGAACUUAACGAGAUUUGCGUUGAGAAAUCUACCAGGGUACAACAUGUCGAGAAGGAAAAAAACAGCCUCGAGGACAAAAAGGAGGCCGCACUUGAGUUCAUCCGGAACGAGAAUGAGCUCACAAUGAGAAAGUCUGCGCUUUACCAAAUUCAUAUUGCGGAUAGUACAGCGAACAUCAAUGUCACCGCAGAGAUGACCACUCAAUUGCAAGCACAACUGGAUGAGGAGCUGGAGAAGCAUCGGGGCAAUCAAGAUGAGAUCAAGAAACUUGAGAGAAAGUACAAGGCCGGCUCUAAGGAAGUGGAGGAAGUGGAGGCUGCUACAAAAGCUAUCCUUAAGGAGCUAGCCAGGAGCGAAAAAGAGAAUGUCAAGUUUCAGGAGAAAGAAAAGUUUCUUACCCAGAAGCAGAAAAAAUUACAAAAGGCUAUUCAGACGAAUAGAUUAGCUGCAUCAGAGGCGGCUGCUACAAUUGAAAAGCACACGCAGGAUCUCGAGAGAUUUGGUAAACAGAUAGCGACUUUGGAAGCGAAUUUGGGUGCCGAAGAGCAGGAGUUGGAUCGUAUCCGUGAUACUCUCAAAGAGAAAACGCAGGGAUAUUCGGAUCAGAUCGCUGUUAAGCAAAAGACGCUAGAACCGUGGAAGGAAAAGAUCAAUGAAAAGCAGUCUGCUAUUGCGGUUGCGCGGAGUGAGCUUGAUAUACUUUAUGAGAAAAACAACGCUAGUCAGAAUGCCAUGGAGGAGGCUCAAACGAAAAUUGCUGCCAUCGACGGGUCCCGCGCUGAGAAGGAACAGGAGCUCAAGGAUUGUCAGAAAGAGAUUGCGAAGCUCAGCAAGCAGGGUCAGAAAGUGCAGACUGAGCUCGAGAAGAUAAACCAGAGGGAGCCGCAGUUACGGAACAACGUUUCUGGGGCAAGGCAGAAGGCCGACGAAGCCAAGGCCUCCCUUGCUGCCACACAGACUCAGGGUAACGUCUUGACUGGAUUGAUGCGAUUGAAAGAGUCUGGUAGAAUCGAAGGAUUCCAUGGCCGUCUCGGGAAUCUUGGAACGAUUGAUGCUAGAUAUGAUGUCGCCAUCUCGACUGCUUGUCCCCAGCUCGACAACAUGGUUGUGGAUAGCGUUGAGGCAGGUCAACAGUGUAUUGACUACCUUCGAAAGAAUAACCUUGGAAGAGCCAACUUCAUUUGUCUCGACAAACUUCACUCUAGAAACCUUAAUGCAAUUGAAACGCCAGAGAAUGUACCUAGGUUGUUCGACCUUGUCAAGCCGAAGAGCCCAGUACUUGCUCCUGCCUUCUACAGCGUCCUCCAAGAUACCCUUGUUGCGAAUGGCCUUGCACAAGCCAACCGUAUUGCGUACGGAGCUAAAAGAUGGAGGGUUGUGACACUAGAGGGACAGUUGAUUGAUAAAUCGGGUACUAUGACUGGAGGUGGCCAAACUGUCUCUAAGGGAAGGAUGUCGAGUAAACUUGUCGCCGAUACCUCCAAGGAAGCAGUUGCCAAAUUGGAAGCCGAUAGAGACGCACAGGAGAGAAUCUUCCAGGAGUUUCAGCAACAGCGAGGCGAGCUGGAGUCAACUCUCAGGGAUAUAAAAGGGCGUAUACCAGAGGCAGAAGUCAUGAUUUCUAAGAUUGUGCUCGAGAUCGAAGCUGGGAACAAACAAAGGACAGACUUGGAGAAACGGAUCCGGGAAUUGAGUGCACAAGGCAAAACCUCUAAGGUAGAUGACAAACAAGUUUCAACUCUUGAGGGUAGGAUUAAGCAGCUGGGCCGAGAAAUUGGGGGACUCAACUCCGGAACUGCCGGGAUAGAGGACGAAAUUAAGUCCCUGCAGAACCUAAUCAUGGAGGUCGGCGGUAUCAAGUUGAGAUCACAGAAGUCCAAGGUGGACGGCAUUAGGGAACAGCUCGAGACGCUGAACGAACAACUCUCCAAUGCCGACAUGGCCCGAACAAAGGCCGAAAAGAGUCGAACAAAGGCCGAAAAGGCAUUCAACGGCAGCACCAAAGAGCUUGAGAAUAUCGCAGUUGAGCUUGAGGAGUUGCAUGAGGAGAUCCAGGACCAUGCAAAGCUGGCCGAAGCCGAUAACGCAAAGGCGGAAGAGGCACAGGCUUAUCUCGAGGAGAAGUCAGAGGAACUUGCUGCUGUUAAGGAAGAACUUGAUGAGAAGCUAGGCGAACUCAACAAAACUAGGGCUGCUGAAAUUGAGAUGAAGAAUAAGUUGGAAGAGCACCAGAAGGCGCUUGUAGAUAACCAGAAGAGGUUAAGGCACUGGGAACAGGAGCUAAGCAAGCUAGAAUUGCAAAGUGUUAGCGAUGGUGCUGAGGCAACUGAAGAAGACCUUAGUCUGCCUGAGUACACUGAAGAUGAACUGGCAGAUAUGGAUAAGGCUCAAUUGAACGGCGAGAUUGCGGCUCUAGAAGAAAAACUGCAAAACGUGAACGUCGACAUGGCCGUCCUUGCCGAGUACCGUAAGCGCGUUGAGGACUACCAAAGGCGAAGCAAGGACCUUGAAGAGUCAGUUAUCGCGCGUGAUUCUGCCAAACAGCGGGUGGAUGACCUCCGGAAACGACGACUCGAAGAGUUUAUGGAAGGAUUUAGCGCGAUCUCAUUACGGCUAAAGGAAAUGUACCAAAUGAUCACUAUGGGCGGGAAUGCUGAGUUAGAGCUUGUCGACAGUUUAGAUCCCUUCUCAGAGGGGAUUCUCUUCAGUGUUAUGCCGCCGAAAAAGAGUUGGAAGAACAUUUCCAAUCUUUCCGGUGGUGAGAAAACACUUAGUUCCCUUGCGUUGGUGUUUGCUUUACAUCAUUACAAACCCACUCCGUUAUACGUCAUGGACGAGAUUGAUGCUGCGUUGGAUUUCAGAAACGUCUCUAUUGUCGCUUCGUAUAUCAAGGAACGAACCAAGAAUGCCCAGUUUAUUGUUAUCUCUCUGAGAAAUAACAUGUUUGAACUCGCAGCACGGCUGGUUGGAGUGUAUAAAGUCAAUCACAUGACUAAGAGUGUGACUAUCGAAAACCAAGAUUAUAUAGAAAAGCAUUAA